This is a messenger RNA of Entrophospora candida, 472 nucleotides long. The record is from the annotation of a GenBank genome assembly. Lineage: Eukaryota; Fungi; Glomeromycota; Glomeromycetes; Entrophosporales; Entrophosporaceae.
GUUUUAUUGAAGCAGAUGAAGAAAAUGAAUUUAAUUUCCAUUUUAAAUGUAAUGAACAUGAAGAGCAUGAAGAACAUGAGGAGGUUGUUUUAAUUGACAAUGGUGAAAAUAGCAGAAGACAAUCUACAAGCAGUAGAGGAAAUAACAAUAGUAAUCAUUUUCCACCAUCACCACCUUUUUCUACAUUAGUGCAUAGAUACAAUUUGCAUAAUGCUAUUGUUAAAUUACCUCAUGGAUUAGAAUUAUUGUCAAAUUUGUCACCUAUUUCAAUUUUUAUGCUUUUUUUUACAAAUGAAAUUUUUAAUCAACUUGUUGAAAAUUCUAAUUCAUAUGCAAUUAAAAAGGGUGCUGGAACAGGGAGAGAUUGGUACCCAUUAAGUGUCCCUGAAUUGAAAAUUUGGAUGGCAUUGUUAAUAUACAUGGGUCUUUUUAAAUUUCCAUCUGUUGAUGAUUAUUGGAAUUUGAAUGACAG